Molecule: messenger RNA, 1190 nt
Organism: Orussus abietinus
Lineage: Eukaryota; Metazoa; Arthropoda; Insecta; Hymenoptera; Orussidae
Gene: mRpL46
Product: 39S ribosomal protein L46, mitochondrial
Exons: 5
Coding region: 72-986 (304 amino acids)
Cellular component (GO): mitochondrial large ribosomal subunit
Molecular function (GO): structural constituent of ribosome
Source: RefSeq, a predicted model, not a curated record
UGAUUUUUACAUUUCCCUCUGCUCAUCUCUGCUUCAACGCAUCUCUGCAUCAACACGGUUCCUGGGGUUCUAUGGAUACUUCUAUAUUCUUCGGCUAUGGUAACAGUUUAAGGUUAGAUCUUGGGAAUGAAAAUAAGGUGAUCCUUACAAUGCUAAAGUUAUUGAGAGUACAUUCGGCAUCGUUUUUGAAUGUAGGGUCAGGUUUGGUUGUUUUACAAUUGAAAUUUGCAGCUCUGUUACAUCAAGAAUCAUCUGCAUCUAUAGAUUUAACUUUAACAUGCAACAAAGUGAAAUGGGAUUUAUGGAGUGCAGUUUGCUUAGAGAGACAUCCAGUUAUUACCAAACCUAUGAAUGAACUUCAAACUAGAUUUAAGAAAAUGUUAAAUGAGAUUGAAUUUGAAAAUAGUAUGAAAUCUGAUCAUGAAUUACGUUCAGAAUUGGAGCAAAAACGUUUAGAAAUGAAAAUGAUAGACAUUGAUGCAGAUGUAGUAAUUAAUGAAACAGCUCAAGAUUUAGAAGAUAAGUACGAAAAAGAAUUUUUACAAUUUCAAUUUGCCCCAAGGAUUACAGAAGCUGAUCAAAAGAAUAUAACAGAUUCUUUACAGCGUAAACUUGACAGGAAUCUGCUUUUAUUGACGGAACAAAAACUAGGAGACAAUAAAUAUUGGUUACCUCCCCAAGGUCUUAGAAAAGAAGGAGAAACUAUGAGACAGGCAGCAGAAAGAGUUUUGGCGGAUGCUUGCGGAACACAACUUAAUGUUAGAUUUUAUGGAAAUGCUCCUUUUGGUGUAUAUAAAUAUAGAUAUCCGAAUAGUAUUAGAGAACAGGGUUCUUAUGGUGCAAAAAUAUUUUAUUUUUUAGCAAAGUAUUUAGGAGGCAGCAUUGAAAAAAAUACAAAGUAUCAAUGGCUUGAUAGAAAUGAACUUGAAGCAAUUGUUCCAGCAAAAGUACAUAAACGUUUAUCACAAUUUUUAAUAUCGGAAUGAAUGAUUUAAUAAUUAGAUAAUUUUUCAUUCAGAGUAGAGCAUAUGUGAAAAAUAAGUGCAAAAAGAUAAAAGAAAAACAUUAAACAUGAACUGGGAAGGAAACAAAUCAGACAUUUUUUAUAUUCAAUGUUUUGUAAGAUUGAGUGAGAUAUAUUCAUCUUUAAUCUGUACAUAAACAAUAUUAAAUGUGCUGAUAUCACAAAA